This is a messenger RNA of Salvelinus namaycush (lake trout), 1212 nucleotides long. RefSeq names its product SNARE-associated protein Snapin-like. The transcript is spliced from 4 exons. NCBI's taxonomy places the organism in Eukaryota, Metazoa, Chordata, Actinopteri, Salmoniformes, Salmonidae. The record is from RefSeq and is a predicted model, not a curated record. Bases 29 to 421 code for a protein of 130 amino acids. Gene Ontology annotation, cellular component: BLOC-1 complex; synaptic vesicle; BORC complex. Gene Ontology annotation, molecular function: SNARE binding. Gene Ontology annotation, biological process: lysosome localization; intracellular protein transport; regulation of synaptic vesicle exocytosis.
UGUUGUUGUCACUAUUUCCGGAAGAGAAAUGGCUGCCGCUCUAGCUGUAGUGGAGACACCGUCCGGGAAAGAUGCAAUUGCAGAAGGACUGCUUGACCUCUUAAAACCAGCUGUCCAGCAGCUUGAUCUUCAUGUACACUCAGUGAGGGAAAGCCAGGUGGAACUACGAGAACACAUAGACAAUCUAGCCACAGAGCUGUGCAGGAUAAAUGAGCACCAGAAGGUGGUGCUAGACCUGGACCCCUAUGUGAAAAAGCUGCUGAAUGCGAGACGCAGGGUGGUGCUGGUCAACAACAUACUACAGAAUGCUCAGGAACGGCUGCGACGGCUCAAUCACAACGUCGCCAAGGAGACGGCGCGUCGAAAGACCAUGCUGGAGACUUCUGGAGCGUUCACUCCUCGGUCGCCUAGUAAACCAUGACCACAGCCCCACUCCUCAGCCUGGAAAACAACACAACUUGUCUGCCUUCCUCCUGGACUUAAUAAAGUUUUCACAUUCAACUUUCCACUGAGGUUGGGCGGUAUCCAGAUUUUCAUACCGUUCCUGUACCAUACCGGGGUAUACAGGAUUACCGUCAGUGUGCACAAGGGGCGCUAUUUAUUUUCAAAUGUAAAAAGUGUGUAUAUAUAUAUAUGGGGUGUUGGGGUCCCAACAAAUGAUAACAAAUUACUAGUGAAUUCCCAUAGCGAAUGCUAACAAGCGCAAGCUAACAUAAAUUAAUUGCAAGGACAGAUAACCAUCUCAAAAAGGCUACUCACAGUUUGCUGUAGUACAAAACAUUAAAUAGCAGGGAUCUUGAUCCAGUAGGGAUUAAUUGUCUUUGCUGGAGCCCUGAGAUGGUGAUAAUUUAUUUGGCACAUCAUAGAUGGUUAACUUAUAUUUAUAAGCAGUGGCAUAGCAGACGGUAUUGAAAAUCAUACCAUCUGUAUUUCAAAAUGUCCCGGCAUACGGUAUGUUCCCCAAGCCUACAUUCUCACAGACUAAGGCUAUGCUCAUUUUACCUGCUGAAACGCCGACCUCACCUCUGCUUUGUGCUAAUGUAUCAACGUGUACAUAUUUUGUAUAGUCAUAAAUUACUAAUUUACAAUAAGCCAAAAGCAAUUAGAAACAGGAAUGCUUUGCUUCAGAAACGGACACAACUUGAUACAAUGUUAAGAGUGUGCAAGCUAAAAUUAGAAUUGCAAAUAAAAAUAAAAAUCAUUUGAAAGCGA